Messenger RNA from Rhopilema esculentum, 3933 nucleotides. Its product is annotated as RNA-binding protein 26. The record is from RefSeq and is a predicted model, not a curated record. Gene Ontology annotation, molecular function: RNA binding; metal ion binding. Gene Ontology annotation, cellular component: nucleus. NCBI's taxonomy places the organism in Eukaryota, Metazoa, Cnidaria, Scyphozoa, Rhizostomeae, Rhizostomatidae.
CGUGGUAUACUAUACAUGAAGUAUCUAAUUCGUUAAUGGCCUCAUGGUUCGAUUUCAGAGAGAGCAUUACACAACGGAAGAGAUUGAAGCAAUCUGCUAUACUUGUCAACAAAUUUACCGUACUAGACAAUUAGAAAUGAAAGGAAAAGAACGGAUUUAUUUUGGAAAGUAAAGUGCUUCCAACAUCAAAAAGAUAAUUCCGUAGUCCGAAAUAAUCGUGAUGACUUGUAUCUGUUGAACUAAAUUUAUUCUAACUGGUCAUUUUACAAAGUUUAUCUCCAACCUAACGAACACCAGCAAGUUCAAAACUUAUCACCAAGUUUGAUGAAGGACUACCCAGCAAGUAACAUUCAGUUAAUUUUAUCGACCUAGUCACGUCUGGCCUAUUGGGCGGCAGCUCCGAACCACAAUCAAUAUGAUCAUUGAACAUGUAGAAGCUUUGAGGUCAUGGUUGACCGACAAGUUAAGACCAAUAUGUGAUGCUGAUCCUUCUGCUUUGGCAAAGUAUGUAGUGGCAUUGAUUAAAAAAGAAAAACCAUUGGAUGAGCUUGCUGAUGUUUGUAAUGAUCAGCUUGAUGUCUUCCUUGCAGACGAGACAAAGACAUUUGUUGCUGACCUGUUUGAAGCACUUGAAACAAAAUCUUACUUGCCAAGUAAUAGUUUGAUGAUUCAGCCAACAGCUCAAGCACCAGAGAUCGAACCAGAAGCUCAAACUAGUCCAGAAAAUGCAAUCAAAAAAGAAGCAGAGGCUGAGGUCAGUGAGGCGUUGCUAGACAGUCAAGCUGAUUCUGGAAUAAAUGCUGAAGGUGAGGAGAGAAUUGAUAGCACAGAGAACACUACGCGGGAUAAUGAGGUUGACAGUAAAGAAAAAGAAAAUCUGCCAGAAGAUGGAAGCAAGAAAGGAAUUGUUGAUUUUAAAGAUAAUGAUCUGGAGCGUGGUCAUGUUCGUUCGCAUAGAAAUUGGAGGAGAGAGAAGGAUUUUGAAAGUUCUGUUGACGAAUUCCUAAAUGCAAAGAAGCCAAAAAGUGACUGGGAAAGAAGUGGAUCUCGAGGUCAAGUUGGCAGAAGUAUAUCACCAAAUACAAGAAGAAGCCCAAGGAGGCAGUCACCAGGAAGAAGGCACAGAUCAAGGAGGGACAGAAGAAGAAAAAGCGAGGAAAGAAGAAGUUUGAGAAAAAGAGCAAGAUGUAGGGACUACGACGAGAAAGGUUUCUGUCUCCUUGGCAAUAGCUGUCCUUACGACCACGGCAGAGACCCAGUUGUUGUUGAUGACACAAGUAUACCAAAUAUUCUAAAUAUGCAAGGUCUUCCGCCGGCUCUGUCUGCUCCACCUGUUCCGCCACUAGCCCAAGUCCCGGACAUGUUUCCAGGAAUUUUCCAAAUGCCAGCAACGACGAUUGUUGCAAAUCCGGUAGCCUCAAUACAGUCCGCUGGGCUUAGUUUAGAUACCGGAUUGAAAUUGGUAGUUGGUCAGCAGCGUCCGGUACCUACUGCUUCAGAACUUCCACAGAGCUUGCAGUUAUUUUCUCAGCCACAACCGGCGCUCACAACAAUUCGCCCACUUCUGGAAGAGGGAAAAAAUGAAGAGGGAAAAAAGCAAGCAGAUAAAGUUACUGAGGUUGCCAAGUCAGCUCCUGGUGGGGAAGCAUACAACCCGGAGGAGCCGUCCAUUGGUCUCACGGACACAGGGAAAAAGGCUGCAUCUUGGGCUUCUUCACAAGAGACUGCAAACAUUAGCAACCAUAGUAAAGACAAAUUUGGUGCAACUAAAUUCUACCCACCUGCAUCCAUAACAGCUGAGCAGUUUCUACACAGAAUGUACACUCCAUCUCCACCUCUUGUGCCAACACCCCUUGCAGGGGUAUCAUUACCCGAUGCCGUCAAAUCUAUCCUGCAGCGAAGUGUAAUGGCUGCGCAGGUUUCCGCUUUACCAAUGGUCUCCCCCCUUUCUGUUGCCAGUCUGGCCCCGGUUUCGCAGAUGCAAAAUGUUCCUGCAAGGCGCCCGUUUAUGAACCAGACUAUCCUCGAAAUAAGAAAGAUCCCUAGAGACUCCAAUACUGUGGUCAAGUUAAGUGAAUACUUCCAGAAAUUUGGGUCUAUAGUAAACAUUCAGGUCAACUAUGAAAACGAUCCACAGGCAGCUCUGAUUCAGUUUGCAAGCAAUGCCGAGGCAAGACGGGCCUAUAACUCGCCCGAAGCUGUGCUUGGAAACCGCUUUAUCAAAUUAUUUUGGCACAACAAAACUAAGAACUUGCCGCCAACGUCAAACCAGGCACAGCUUUCUGUAUCGCACAAUGCCACUUCAAAUGUCGCUUCUACUACGGAGUCAAAUAUACCGCCCACAAGUGAUAUUCAGACUAAACGGCCUAAAUUGCCCUCCACUGGUCAGACAACUUAUGUCAACCCACAGAACACACCAGAGGCAUUACAGAAGAAACAAGCCGAGAUGAAAAAGGAAGCUUUGAAGAAAAAGUUAGAAAUUCAGAAGCAAAGAAGAUUGCUUCUUGAAAAGCAGAUCAAAGAGCAAAAGGUGUUGAUAACAAAACUUGAGAAGACGAAGAACAUGAGUGCCAGCGAAAAGCAGCUUCUUAUGACUGCUUUGAAAACGUUAACGAUUAGCAUUGAGAAACUUCGAACAGAUUUAGAGUCUCAGACCAAAGCCAGCAAACCAAUGUCCAAGGAAGAUAUGCAAAAAGAAAUACUAGACCGUGAUAUCGAGCUUUACAACAAGCAAUUCACCGGAGAAGAUCCAGCUGUUUAUAAAAACGCUUUGGCUGAACCACCAAUGGAGGGUAAUAGCCAUCUGGCUUCAAAUCAGAGACCUCCUGGAAGAGGGCGGGCCAGAGGAAGAGGCAGGGGUGCAUUUGCUGGCCGUGGACGGGGGUUCAAUCCAAACAAUAUGAAUCAAUCAGGAACAAGCGCAGUCGUGGAUAACCGCCCAAAACAGAUCCUUGUUGCAGGAUUUGAAGAACAAGAUAAGCAGGCAGUUGUAGCACAGUUUGCAAGCUAUGGUGAGAUAGACAAAGUGGAUGUGAAGCCGGGUGGUAAAUUAGUUCUGUCAUUCCAUACACGAAAACAAGCCGAAAUAGCCGCUACAAAGGCAGCCCUUUUUAAUGGAAAACGUUUAGUUCUCGCUUGGUACAACGCAGCCCAGGCCGUCAAACGUGGCUCUGCUUCAACCCCAGACGAUAAACCUGCAAAGGUACAAAAAAGGCAGACCAGGAAAUCUUCAAUUAACAGUCUGCUUGGUGACGAUACCAAGGAAGAUAGUUUGCUUGGCGAUCUUGAAGAACGAGACGCUGAUCUGUUUUUGUUGGAAGAAGACGAAGAAGAAGACGAGGAGAGGUCCUGGAAAAGAUGAACAAGAAACAGCCUUAGCUCAAAGAACGCUUCAAAACAAGUAUAUUAUCAAUUAGUUGUAAUAUAGUCUUUGGUACUCUUAUCGUUGGUGUAGUAAAAACCUUUUUGGCCUACGGUUAUGUAUGAUGUACCUCAAUCAACGUAGAAUAUUGGUUGCUUUACCAUUGACAAUAUUCCAUAAAAGCCCAGCUUUGAAUAACGAAAACCUUAAGUUAUUUCCAGGAAACUUAUUCGAUCCAUCUACUGGUGAAAAUGCUUUGUAUCAUAAAAGAGAAGUUAUUAAUUUCUCCUGAUUGCGUGCAAAAAGGCUUUGUUUAUGAAAAGGAAUCCAUUACUGAUUGUAGAGGGAAAAACUGAAUUAGGUUCCCUAUCUGUUAAUUCUCAACUAAAUUAUCUUUGAAAACAUAUUGCUGCUGCAGAACAAAUGUUUAUUUUUGAAUGAUAUUAUUUGGUUGAAUUUCGGUUGCCACUUUAUCUGAACAUGCCAGUUAUCGGUCCAAGCUUUUUUAAGAAUCGUUGUGUCCUUGUACAACAUUUACGUUUUGAGGUACUUUGGUUGAACGUGCGUUUGGA